Molecule: messenger RNA, 1914 nt
Organism: Striga asiatica
Lineage: Eukaryota; Viridiplantae; Streptophyta; Magnoliopsida; Lamiales; Orobanchaceae
Source: the annotation of a GenBank genome assembly
AAACAAUUUGUUUUGGUUCUUGAGACAGAAAUCAUUUGAUUUCUGCCCCUUUUCUCACGCACACGAACACAACUACACUGUGAAAAUGAGAUCACUGUGGCAGAGAUUUCCAUGGCGCCAGUGCCUUCCAAGCAAAUUCGCCCACUGCUUUACUUCACCAUCCUCUCCGUCUCUUCUCUCGUGCUGUUUUCUCUUUAGUCCAUUCCGAAGGCCCAAAUCCAGACCCGAUUCCACAAAAUCCCCGGCCCGAACUUCACAUUUAUCAUCAAAGUCCUCAACUUCAACCGGCUCCCUUCUCUCACCCGGUGUCUCAACUCUCUCUAUAAAGCCCGCUACGAUGCCGGCGAUAAAGUUCAUCUCCACAUAUCAUCGACCAUUUCCAGCAAGAUCCCCAAAAAAACGACUCUGUCGAUUUGGAUCAGAAGCUGAAACUCUCCAAGCGGAUCGUUGAUUUCGUGGAUGGCUUUGGUUGGGAAUUUGGAGAGAAGUUGGUGCAUUAUAGGACUUCCAAUGCUGGGCUUCAGGCCCAGUGGCUUGAAGCAUGGUGGCCCGCUUCUGAUCAUGAGUUUGCUUUCGUCGUUGAGGAUGAUCUGGAGGUUCCUGAAAGCUGUGAUAUUGAAUUAUUAUUAUAAUGCAUCAAGUUUUAUUCCUUCCAUAUUUGGAGCAUCAUUGCAACGGCCUAGAUUUGUGCCAGGUAAACAUGGAAACAAGAUGCACUUAGAUGGUGAAGCUAGGAUUUUCUUGUACCAGCUAGUUGGCACCUGGGGCCAGCUUCUCUUUCCAAAACCCUGGAAAGAGUUCCGGCUGUGGUAUGACAUACACAAAGCUAAAGGCAUGAGGCCGUUCUUAGAUGGAAUGGUGACAACUGGAUGGUACAAAAAGCUUGGGGACAAAAUCUGGACACCCUGGUUUAUAAAAUUCGUCCAUUCUCGUGGGUACUUUAAUAUCUACACUAAUUUUCUUCACGAGAAGGCACUCAGCAUCUCUCAUAGGGACGCUGGUGUGAAUUAUGGAAAAACAGCAGGGCCAGAUUCAUAUUUACUGGAUGAAAGCUCUAUUGAUUUCAACUUAGUGGAACUUUACCCUCUGAACAGUCUCAAGUGGUAUGACUUCUGUUUUAGGGAAGUACUCCGCAAUAGAAUUGUAAAGAGCUCGAAUGACUAUGAAUCCAUAAUUCCAACUGUACAGAAAAGCAACUCUAUUAUACUAUUGAGUGUGUACAGAAAGCCGGAAAUGAUUAUAAAGAAUAUUCUCUGCCACUUUGAGAAGCUGAACAUACAGAACUAUCUCUUAAUCGGCCCAACUUCUGAUUUUCAAUUCAGUAGUAGAUGCAAGCGAUUAAGGCAUAUGUUACCGAAAAAAAGUCUCGAACUAGGUUACGACACAUGGUUGCUAGAUGCUAGCACGAUUCCGAUAAGUGGUGACUCAUUUCUCGAUUCCUUUGACCGUUCAAGUGACUUUUAUCUUGGGAAGAGUACUCGACUUCUAUUUUUCAGGGGCUCGUCAUCUGCUUCUAAGAUUUGGGACGAAAAUUUCCUGUAUGAUAUUGCUUCACUAGUGGAUCCACUAAUAAAAGAUUCGGUCUCUCAUGACUCGAUUAUUUUCCAUGCAACUGAGAAAAUAUUAGAGAAGCAGAAAGUAAAAGUUAGCAGUGUUGAUGAUAUGCAGCUUGCUUUUGACAUCAGCGCAGUCCAUGCUAACCAGACUUUGGUGAGGAUGAAAAAUAAAUUUGUAUUCUGGUCUUCUGAAGAGGAAUUGGAUAAAGUACGAAGGAAAUUAACAGAACUCGACAUGUGGGUUGUGGACAGUGAUUUUUCAUGUAUUAGGAAUCUGGUGGUAUUGUUCAUCUUCUUUGGGAUUGAUAAGCAUGGAACAUUAAAUAAUGUUUUGAAUGAAUCGGCAUCAAUAGUGCAC